Molecule: messenger RNA, 2901 nt
Organism: Sycon ciliatum
Lineage: Eukaryota; Metazoa; Porifera; Calcarea; Leucosolenida; Sycettidae
Product: Fanconi anemia group I protein-like
Exons: 36
Coding region: 143-2371 (742 amino acids)
Biological process (GO): DNA repair
Molecular function (GO): DNA polymerase binding
Source: RefSeq, a predicted model, not a curated record
CCUCUCAUUCAAAUGAAACACGAAAAGCUCACGAAGUACAUGAUGAAGAAUCAUCAGGCUUCAUUAUAGUUGGCGUGUGUGAACGAUGUAGCCAUUGUAGGCAGUGAAAGAAGGCGAAGAAAGAAGGGAAGAUUUGGACACAAUGGAGCGACGCAUCAUCUCCCUGUAUGGGGACAACAGCAAAGACGUCCUGGAAGCAACUUUGGAUAAAUUAAAUUCUGAACAGCUGAAAGCAUUCGUGGUUGAUGCCAUACGAACAUCAUCAACUGAUCCAGUCCAAUUGACAAAGGCGCUUUGUUUUGGCUCUCCCGUUGAGAAGUCUAGAGGCUUGGAGCGUCGCAAGGCGGUUUUCCACGACGUGUUGGACUGUGUCAAUGACGAAACGCAAGGGGACAAGACUUGUGGCGAUGUCGUUGGAGUCUUGAUGAUGGAGGUGGAUGCCUUUCCCGUGGAGCAGCUGGCUGAGUUGUGUGACUAUUUCCUGGGCAAGAUCAAGGCUGGAGAGGUUGCGAAUGGCCGGUGCCUGGAGCUGUUCCCCAAAGUCCUGUCGUCCAUCCAAUGGAUGCCGAAUGUGCCGCUCGUGGGAGACUGCAGUGGGCAGAUGACUGGCGCGGCGUACAAGUCUCACAUGAUCAACAAGGUGUGCUCGUGCAAGUGGUCCUCCGGCGUAGUCAUCCACCUGGCCGCCAUGUUUCGUGAUGUCACCAUGACAACCGAAGAACUGCGGUUUGUGCUGGAGAAGGUUGUGAGAAUGCUGGAUGGUAUUACUCUCACCGAGUUGCCACCGCUUGUCUACCAGCUGCUCCUACUGGCCAACAAGGGUCAUAAGCGGCUGGUACUGGAUGGCCUGUGCACAUACUUCAGCAAACUGGACAAACAGAGUAUGACUGACGACACCGGGAAGGACUUGCAGGCUGAAGCACCUGCUGAUCUGCGGCCCACACAGGGAACUGUCAUACUGCACAUUACGUUUGCGGCCAAGCAAGACCAGGAGUUGGGGCGCGAGUUUGUAAAGACCCUGAAGGUGUGCCAGCAGCGCUCCAGCAGUUCAGUGCUGUCUCCAUUCGUCCUGGCACUGGCGCUAUCGUUGGCUCGCAUUCGCCGAUUCGAGGAGCCCGUGUUUGAGAUCCUUACGUCGGCAAUCAGCCGCAGCUACCGGGAUGCGGAGAAGCGGAAAAUGUCUCGCUGGGCAUACGAAACAUCACCGGUUGUUUCUAACAUAGCGUCACUGCUCAUGGAUGUCUGCAGGCUGACUGGCUGGGAGCAUGUCAUGCAGGGCCUGGUGCAGCUUGGCUUUCUGCUCAUGGACAGCAAUACACCAAAGUCCACCGGCUUUUGUGCUGACACACCCCAGCGACAGACAUGUGCUCUUGGCUCUCAGGUUUUACUGGAGACGUUCAAAGUUCAUGAUGCUGUCCGUGCUGACAUCCUGCAGCAGAUACUGAACAGGAUUGUCGUGAAGACGUCAUCGAGUGCCGAGCAUUACCUAGAUUUACUGACAGCGGCUGCUGUGCAUUCACCACAAACCUUGCUAGACUCUCUGCCCAAGGUCCGCGAAGCGUUUGAUUAUCUCUCCUACUUGCCACUGUCAUCCGCUAUUGGCCUUCUACGAAGUGUCCAGCCUCUAAUGAAUCUCAGCGCAUCGCUGAAGGACUCGCUGAUUCUCGUGUUGCGCAAGGCUCUCUUCUCACGGGAAGUCGAGUCGCGCAAAGUCGGUCUUGCCGGCUUCUUGCUGCUGCUGCGUAAGCUAAAGGUGCUGGGUGGCUGUGUGCCCUGCAGUCAAGCAAGCCAACCUUGGUCAGCAAGUCAAAUCCAGGUUGAAGUUCACUCGCAAGUGCGCCCCUCCGGCCAUGAAGCUCUCUGCUUGGAUAUCCUCGGUAACAUCCGUCGGUGCAUGACACAGCAGAUGGUCAUCCGUAAAAUGCUCUAUCAGGGUCUCUAUCAUGUCCUGGUUGCCAAUCCAGAACUGAGGACGUCUGUGCUGGACUUGCUGCGGAGACAGCUGGAGCUCUAUUACAUAGCGGAUGCCCAUCAAGCAUCACCGGUGUCGCUGGAGUCCUGCUUCACCAUGUCCGGUGAUGUGGCCAAGUGCAAUGAGCCUGUGGGUGACCUGCUGCUGGCAGUGCAGUCUUGCCUGGAGCAGUGCCUGCACUGGCUGGAUACUGCCGAGGACGAUGAUGUCACUGCUGACGAGCGGACCAUUAUCGACAAGACGCAGAAGAUGGUGUCCGGUAUUGUGAGGCGGCUGCAGAAGUGCGAGCUAGAGGAUUUUGAUCUGGACAAAUCAGCCGAGUAUUCAACAGCCACCAGCGUUGGAGCUAAGAAUCACAUGAGCGCUGGACUAGUUUGGGUCUCUACGAGGCUGCUAUAGAAUUUGUGUUCAUGGAUGGCAGUUUUAGUGCUGACAGCGGGCAGGAGAUCUGCAAGCUCUUCACGGUACACGAGUUACUGACCAACGUGUUGGCGGACAAGGCCUCAGCAGGCGUGAAGCGAGGCCGUGGCGGAGGCGGUGGUGGCGGCGGAGGUGGAACCAAAUCGCCAUCAUCACAACGGACACCUCUGUUUUCGCUUCAGUUCCUGACACAAUACUGGAAGGCAGUGUACAGUGAUCAGUUGCCGAGCCAUCAGGAGUGCCUGGUGCCGCUGCGUGCAAACGUUGCACUGAACCGCUACCUGCUGACCGUCACACUACAGCACAUGCAACGGCUGUAUGAGAAUGGGCACUCCGUGUUGGCGGACGGGAAAACUAAGGAAAGUGACUUUGGACCAGUGUGCCACCAUUGCUAAAAUGCUGCUUGGACCAUUCGCAAAGGCUGUGUCCAAGGAACUAUUGGCGAUGCGUCCGGCGUUGAUCCACUGGUGCUGGUGCUGCUGGCGGCGGUGGUGCUGGAAAAGACAAGG